UUUGUCUGUUGUUUGUGUAGAAAGAAUAGAUCAAAGAUUGUUGUGAUCAUCACCUCGUAGACAUUCAAUUCUGUCAUAAUCUCUCUCUCUCUUUCUCUCACCAUGAACUCAGGGUCAGAGUAUGAUAGUCAGGGAGAAGACGAGAGACUAAAACAACUAGAAGAAGAGAUCAGACGAAUAAAAGAAAAGAAAACCAAAAGAAACUCUUCAAAAAAACAAGGCGCAAAAACCUCGAUCACUCAGCAACCUAGAACAAUCUGUUCCUCUUCAGAAAAGUGCCAAAAGGACCGAUUUCGCACAUACAAAAAACUACCAGGAACAGUAGAUCAUGGCAAAGAAUAUGAACAAAUGAUGUGUGCAUUCUAUGCUUUAAAAUUAAUUGUGCGAGAUGAUGUGGAAGAUUUUGAAAUGACUACGAACAACAAAGAACAUGGAGUUUUUGACGACAUCGGACUGACAGUUACAUUCAAGAACACGAAAAAACGCACUUAUCUCAUUCAACUCAAACACAAAGAAGGAGGAAAGUCCAUCACAACGAACAAUCUACUUAAUCCAAAACAUGACUUCGGCGUUCAAAAAUAUUUUAAUUCUCUAUCAUCUCUUAAUAUCAUGGACGAUGUUGUUUGCAUCGUCUACACAAAUUCUUCUACAUAUAUUAAGGAAAGUACCGAAAUAGCGCCAAAUAUUAAGCUAGAAGUAUGCAAUAAUAUUGAGUAUGAAGAUUUGCUCCUUAACGUUGAACAAAGAAAUUCGUUAAGUAUUUUUCAAAUUCUACAAAGGCUAGAAGAUAAAACUCAGAUGUUUUAUUUUUUUACAGAACAAAAUAACAUAAAUAAUACUAAGAUGGUAGUAGAAAAAAUGUUGCACGAGAUGUUACAAUGUAACAUUUACGAUUCUUUUAUGCAUUUUAUGAGCGAAUGGUGGUCGAAGAGCUUUGUUUUGAGUAAAGAUGACGUCAUUGCGAAAUUAACUGAAUUAACUGUCUCACCUUACAUGAAAAAUUUAAGUAACGGCAAACAAAAUACAAAAACAGAAAACCUGAGGAAAGCAAUAAUGAAUUACUCAUUGACGAUUGUGGAAAGUAGUGAAGAAAGUGUUAUCGAAAAUAUAUGGCCGGAUCCAAACAUGCCAGAGGAAGAAUUUAUGAAAACCAAAGAAAAAUUUGGAAUAAAGAUAAGGGAACAAGAUAAGAUUGCAUGGUUUUUAGAUAAAGUUCCUUUGAUUGUAAAAGUAGACGAUUCGAAUAAAACAACAGUCGAAUGUGUAAUGAAAAUAAUGAAUAAAAGUGUUGAAAAGAAACAAAUUAUCUUGGUGGGAAACGUUAUGAAAGGUGAGUUCGAUGAGAUGGAAGUUUUCGAAGAUUUAUCUGACCUGGGGAACAAGGCCGGCAACGAAGCAUAUUAUUGCGACAUUUUGCGGAAUUUCCAAAUUUCUUUACAAGGAAGAGAACCAGUUUGUUUGGAAAAAUUUAUUAACAUUGACAGGGAAAUUGCUAAGCAUAUUGGGGUUGGUGAACUAUUGAAGAUGUCUCAAGCACACUACAUAAUAGGAAAUGAAAGAGAAGAGUUACCCGAAUUACACAUACCAAGAUAUGUAUCUACCACUUUCGUAAAGACAGAGAAAAUUUUUACCAUUUAUGAAUCACAGAAAAAUCAAGCAGUGGUAAUAAUUAAUUGCGACUCAACAUUUAAAGAUCUAACAUUAACACAUAAAAAACAUAAUUUUGUUGAAAGUUCUGUUUACUUUAGCCCAGAAUAUGUUGUCAAAGACAACGUAAUUAUACUUUCCACAGAAAGCAAAUUAACACAUGCUGAAUUUCUUCAGGUUUGUGAAAAAUCCAAAAAAUCAAACGCAUAUCUAUUCCAAGUAUUUGAUAAAGAAUCUUGUGCCUUACUUUUAAUAAAAGGAAACGAACUACCGCCUGAUAUUAUACACGAGUCCAAAAAUAUACCAGAAGCGGAUGUUUUACGUUAUCUCAAUAACCCACUUAACGCUGUUUGUGCUCCACCCGGAAUGGGCAAAUCGACAUUAAUCAAAGUUCUUUAUAACAAUUGCCCUUCACAUUAUUGGGCAACUUACGUUGAUCUGAUAAAUUGUAAUUCAUUUUUGAAAAAAAAGCCAGAUUCAACAGCAAUGUGGAAUUAUUUUUUAAGAAAUACAGAAGGAAAAGAAAAAAUUGUAGAAGGACAAAUUAAGAAUACUUUGCUUAGAAAUAAAAAGUUGUAUUUAUUUCUCGACGGAUUAGACGAAAUGGAAAGUAGUUGCAUCGACUCUGUUUUAAAUUUUGCUAAAAAAUCAAAUGGUAUCAACGUAUGGAUUUCGUCAAGAGAAAAUUUACGUCAAAGAGUCUCAGACACAUUAAAUACGGUGUUAGUAGAGAUACAACAAUUAAGUAAAGAACAGCAAGAAGAGUACAUGCGUAAAAGAUUGAAAGAAAAAUACGGAGAAGAUAAAGUAGUAAAAAUCUUAAAAGCAGUAUUUGCUAGCGUGGACCUUAACAAUAGCCAACGUCUUUUAGGAAUCCCGUUGCAGUUACACAUAAUCGCAGAAAUGUUUCUCAACAACGACGACGCUUACAAGAAAAUCGAAGAUCAAGAUAUUUUUGUUUUAACACAAAUGUAUAAGUUGUUUUUCGAGGGAAAAGUAAGGUCUAAUUAUGAAAAAAUCGCGGGCAGGGAGAAAACACAUAUGUUUGGCAACAUAAACGCAUCGUUGCAACAAUACGAAGUUAUUGCUUUAAAAACAUGUCUAGAGACUGAAGACUUUAAGAAACUAAAUGUGAACUUAGAGGAACUAAAAGAUGUUAUAAGCUGUUUUAAGGAGAAGCUUGACGUGAAUGGAAUCAUCAAGAAAAUAAACGAAAGUGGUGAGGCUGUGUUUGAGCAUCAAACUUAUGCGGAAUACUUUGCGUGUGCCUGGCUGAAAAAAAACAAAGAAAAAGCGGCUUUGUUGAAAGACGUAAUAUUUGAUCGUAGAUACGAAAAUUUACGGCUCAUGUUUGACGUAAUGUUGGCAGAAAACAAUCCUUUGCAUUUAUCUAUCGUUUAUAAAAAUUUAGAACAAUUCGACAAAUACAAACAUGAAAUAAACAGGGCAGAUCAAGGCGGUCGAAGACCAUGGGAGCUCAUAUGUUCGUAUGGAAUGAAAUAUCCUCUUUCUCACAUUCUAAUUUCCGACAACUAUGUAAACCUUGGUCGAGAAUAUGAUUGGUUUGUGCAUAUGGCAAAAAUUCUCGUACCAGAACAGAACGACGUAAUUAAGGUUAGCGACAACAGUGUUAUUUUCAAUUUCACUUGGUUAAAUUACUGCCUUGAAGCACAGUGUCUGUAUCCAAUCGAACUAAUUUUAGAAAGAAAACUGUUGAUGUUUAGCGACAUCCAAGAAGAAGUUUUUAAAUAUUAUAAGGAAGACACUUUAGCAUAUUACGCAGCACAGAUGGGUUACCCUAACAUACUUUCUGGAGUUAUUGAAAAAAAUCCAAGUCUCGUCAGAAUAAAACUAAAUAAAAACCAAAUAUCUGGCAAUCUCUUGGCAACAGCAGUUAUUGGCCCCAAAGAUAAAGUUAACACACCCAAUAACAAUUUCCAGUUCCUAGACGCCUUCGAAAGAACAGUUUAUUUACUUUUAAAAAAGGGUUUUGAUAUAAAUGCACAAGUUAAAGAUAAAAUGACAGCGUUACAUUUGGCGUCUCAAAAAGGUGAUUGCGCAAUUACAAAGAUAUUGUUAAAUUCGGGUGCUUCGAUUAACAUUGCUGACGAGGACAAAAGGAAUGCGUUGCAUUAUGCUUCAGAAUCAUGGAAAGGCAAUCGAGAUGUAAUAAAAUUAUUGAUUGAGAAAGGCAUUGACGUAAAUGUACAAGAUGGAAAUGGAAAAACCGCUUUACAACUGGCGUGUAAAAACGGUGUUUAUGAAAAUGCAGAAAUGUUGUUAAGUUCCGGUGCUUCGCUUAACAUUGUGGACAAGGACAAAAUGAACGCGUUGCAUUAUGCGUUGGAAUCAUGGUACUACAAUCGAGAUAUAAUAAAAUUAUUGAUUGAGAAAAUCAUUGACUUAAAUGUACAAGAUGGAAAUGGAAGAACCGCUUUACAACUGGCGUGUAAAAACGGUGAUUACGAAAUUGCAAAAAAAUUGUUAAGUUCCGGUGCUUCGAUUAACAUUGUGGACAAGGACAGAAUGAACGCGUUGCAUUAUGCAUCGCAAUCGUGGAAAGACAAUCGAGAUGUAAUAAAAUUAUUGAUUGAGAAAGGCAUUGACGUAAAUGUACAAAAUGGAAAUGGAAAAACCGCUUUACUUUUUGCAUGUCGAUACGGUGUUUAUGAAAAUGCAGAAGUGUUGUUAAAUUCAGGCGCUUCGAUUAACAUGGUGGACAAGGACAAAAUGAACGCAUUGCAUUAUGCGUUGAGAUCACGGAAACACAAUCCAAAUGUAGUAAAAUUAUUGAUUGAGAAAGGCAUUGACGUAAAUGUACAAGAUGGAAAUGGAAAGACCGCUUUACUACUAGCGGGUGAAAACGGUGUUUAUGAAACUGCAGAAAUGUUGUUGAAUUCCGGUGCUUCGCUUAACAUUGUGGACAACGACAAAAUGAACGCGUUGCAUUAUGCAUCGCAAUCGUGGAAAGACAAUCGAGAUGUAAUAAAAUUAAUGAUUGAGAAAGGCAUUGACGUAAAUGUACAAGAUGGAAAUGGAAAAACCGCUUUACAACUGGCGUGUAAAAACGGUGAUUACGGAAUUGCAAAAAAAUUGUUAAAUUCCGGUGCUUCGAUUAACAAUGUGGACAAGGACAAAAUGAAUGCGUUGCAUUAUGCAUCGGAAUCGUCGAAAGACAAUCGAGAUGUAAUAAAAUUAUUGAUUGAGAAAGGCAUUGACGUAAAUGUACAAAAUGGAAAUGGAAAAACCGCUUUACUUUUUGCAUGUCGAUACGGUGUUUAUGAAAAUGCAGAAGUGUUGUUAAAUUCAGGCGCUUCGAUUAACAUGGUGGACAAGGACAAAAUGAACGCGUUGAAUUAUGCAUCGCAAUCGUGGAAAGACAAUCGAGAUGUAAUAAAAUUAAUGAUUGAGAAAGGCAUUGACGUAAAUGUACAAGAUGGAAAUGGAAAAACCGCUUUACAACUUGCAUGUCUAAAUGGUGAUUACGAAAUUGCAAAAAAAUUGUUAAGUUCCGGUGCUUCGAUUAACAUUGUCGACAAGGACAAAAUGAACGCGUUGCAUUAUGCGUCGGAAUCAUGGAAAGACAAUCGAGAUGUAAUAAAAUUAUUGAUUGAGAAAGGGAUUGACGUAAAUGUACAAGAUGAAAAUGGAAAAACCGCUUUACAACGGGCGUGUAAAAGCGGUGUUAAUGAAAAUACAGAAAUGUUGUUACAUUUCGGCGCUUCGAUUAACAUUGUGGACAAGGACGAAAGGAACGCGUUGCAUUAUGCGUCGGAAUCAUGGAAAGACAAUCGAGAUGUAAUAAAAUUAUUGAUUGAGAAAGGGAUUGACGUAAAUGUACAAGAUGGAAAUGGAAAAACCGCUUUACAACUGGCGUGUAAAAAAGGUCAUUACGAAACUGCAAAAAGAUUGUUAAGUUCCGGUGCUUCGAUUAACAUUGUGGACAAGGACAAAAUGAACGCGUUAUAUUAUGCGUCGGACUCAUCGAAAGACAAUCGAGAUGUAAUGAAAUUAUUGAUUGAGAAAGGCAUCGACUUAAAUGCGCAAAAUAGAAACGGAACGACCGCUUUACAAUUAGCAUGUUUACGGAGUGUUUAUGAAAAUACAGAAAUGUUGUUACAUUUCGGCGCUUCAAUUAACAUUGCGGACAAGUACAAAAUGAACGCGUUGCAUUAUGCGUCGAACUCAUCGACAGACAAUCGAGAUGUAAUGAAAUUAUUGAUUGAGAAAGGCAUCGACUUAAAUGCGCAAAAUAGAAACGGAACGACCGCUUUACAAUUAGCAUGUUUACGGGGUGUUUAUGAAAAUGCAGAAAUGUUGUUAAAUUCCGGAGCUUCGAUUAACAUUGUGAACAAGGACAAAAUGAACGCGUUGCAUUAUGCGUCGGACUCAUCGAAAGACAAUCGAGAUGUAAUGAAAUUAUUGAUUGAGAAAGGGAUUGACGUAAAUGUACAAGAUGAAAAUGGAAAAACCGCUUUACAACGGGCGUGUAAAAGCGGUGUUUAUGAAAAUACAGAAAUGUUGUUACAUUUCGGCGCUUCGAUUAACAUUGUGGACAAGGACGAAAGGAACGCGUUGCAUUAUGCAUCGGAAUCAUGGAAAGACAAUCGAGAUGUAAUAAAAUUAUUGAUUGAGAAAGGGAUUGACGUAAAUGUACAAGAUGGAAAUGGAAAAACCGCUUCACAACUGGCGUGUAAAAAAGGUCAUUACGAAAUUGCAAAAAGAUUGUUAAGUUCCGGUGCUUCGAUUAACAUUGUGGACAAGGACAAAAUGAACGCGUUGUAUUAUGCGUCGGACUCAUCGAAAGACAAUCGAGAUGUAAUGAAAUUAUUGAUUGAGAAAGGCAUCGACUUAAAUGCGCAAAAUAGAAACGGAACGACCGCUUUACAAUUAGCAUGUCUACGGGGUGUUUAUGAAAAUGCAGAAAUGUUGUUAAAUUCCGGAGCUUCGAUUAACAUUGUGAACAAGGACGAAAGGAACGCGUUGCAUUAUGCGUCGGAAUCAUGGAAAGACAAUCGAGAUGUAAUGAAAUUAUUGAUUGAGAAAGGCACUGGCGUAAAUGUACAAGAUGGAAAUGGAAAAACCGCUUUACAACUUGCAUGUCUAAAAGGUGUUUAUGAAAAUGCAAAAAUGUUGUUAAAUUCCGGUGCUUCGAUUAAUAUUGCGGACAAGGAAGAAAACAACGCGUUGCAUUAUGCAUCAAGAACAUUGGGAAUUAAUCGAGAAGUAAUAAAAUUAUUGAUUGAAAAAGGCAUCGACUUAAAUGCGCAAAAUGGAAACGGAACGGCCGCUUUACAAUUAGCAUGUUCACGGGGUGUUUAUGAAAAUGUAGAAAUGUUGUUAGAUUUCGGCGCUUCGAUUAUCAUUGCGGACAAGAAGAACAUGAACGCUUUGAAAUACGCAUCAUAUUUCGAUAAAGAUAACCAAGAUAUAAUAGAAUUAUUGAUUAGAAAAGGCAUCGAGGUAAAUGCACAAUGUAAAAAUGGAAAUACCGCUUUACAUGCUGCAUGUCAACAGGGUGUUUAUAAAAAUGCAGAAACGUUGCUAGAUUCCGGAGCUUGGAUUAACAUUAUGGACAAUCAGAAAGAUAACGAGUUGCAUAAUGCAUUGGACUCACGCAAAAACAAUCGAGAUAUAAUAGCAUUACUGAUUGAGAAAGGCGUCGACGUAAAUUCACAAAAUGAAAAUGGCACGACCCCUUUACAACGUGCAUGUCGAAAUGGUGAUUAUCAAAAUGCAAAAUUAUUGUUAGAAGUCGGAGCUACUAUUAAUACUACGGACAACGGCAACAGGAACGCAUUGCACUAUGCUUCAGAAUCCUUGAAAGUCAAUCGAGACACAAUAAAACUGUUGAUUGAAGAAGGUUUUCACGUAGACGCACAAAGUCAAAAUGGAACGACCGCUUUACAACUGGCUUGCCUAAAGGGAAUUUAUGAAAAUGUUGUUAUAUUGUUAGAUUUCGGGGCUUCGAUUAACAUUAUUAACAAAAUGGGGAAUAACGCGUUGCACUGUGCUGCAGAUUCGCACAACGACAAUCAGGAUAUACUAAAUUUAUUGAUUAAGAAUGGCAUUAACGUAAAUCUACGAAAUCAAAAUGGUGCUACUGCCUUACAUCUUGCAUGUCGAAAAGGUGUUUAUGAAAAUGUAAAAUUAUUGUUAGAUUUCGGAGCUUUGAUUAACACUACGGAUAAAGACGACAAAAACACCUUGCAUUAUGCAUCAGAAUCACAGAAAGACAACCGAAAAUUAAUAAAAUUAUUGACUGAGCAUGGCAUCGACAUAGAUUCACAAAAUCAUUAUGGAGCGACCGCUUUACAACUUGCAUGUCGACAGGGUGUUUAUGAAAAUGUAAAAACGUUGUUAGAUUCUGGUGCUUUAAUGAAAAUUCUGGAUCAAAACAACAAAAACGCUUUGCAUUAUGCCUUAUGUUCGAGAAGAGAUACUAGAAUGAUAAUAAAAUUACUUAUAGACAACGGCAUCGACAUGCAUGUUCAAAAUAAAAUCAAAACCAAGAUUUUUAAUACAAUAGCACGGAAUUAAAGUUAUUAUCUCUGAUUAAUGUGAAGGCGUCGUUUUUAGGUAAGAAACAACUGUACGUUUAGAUAAUUAGCAAUGUGUUUAUUGAAGAAACAUUUACUUUUGUAUUAAGUUCUUUCUCUUCAUUUGUUUGAUGCGCGGAUCUAUUCUAAUCUUUUAUAUUUUCUUGAAACUUAUUUCACACAAAAAUGUUUCUCAUUCUCUGGUAGAAUUUUUUCCUAACAUUCAUUGUUACUUCUAGACUUCUACUUAUAAACAUACCUAAGUAAUCCUAGCUGAUGUAUUCAUGCAUUAAAUUACUUUUCCAAAUAUUAAUUGCAAUAUGUAAAUAACUAAGUGGGAAAGUGGGGAAAGUUUGAUACAUUCGACCGGGAGGUUUAAUACAUUCAUAUUUUUGUGUUCCUUCGACUUCGAAUACAAAGAGUUGCAAUAGAUGCAAGCAGCGUCAUUCUUAGUCUUCACUUGGUUAUGUUUCUUCAUUCUGCUUGAUGGAAAACUGUUUGUUUCGAAAUACGAUUGGACGUCCGGUAUUCGGUGAUAUGAUAUAAUAUUUUUUGCAUUUUACGUUUCUGAUGCUAGUGCCCUUUUAAUUUUUCAACUUUUUUACACACGCUCUUUGGAACUUUUCUUUUGUGCUGUAAUCCACUGCUAGUGCCCUAGGAGUGUCUGUUAAAAUUCUCGUUUUUUUCUGAUUUUCGACCUCCCUUUUUUUUGUUCAGUUUCAGUCGUAUUUCCUCCGGAGUUAUUAAUACCUUUUUUAUUUGUGAAUCUCCAGAUUUAUCAAGUUCAGAACAUGAGGAAAAAUGAAAGCUACCAGGCUCUACAUCGUUCCCUGUUUCACUUCUGAUCCGGUAACAUCAUUUUCGUCAAAAGCAUGUUUAUUAUACGGAUAUAUUCCAGUCGUUAAAAAACCACUAGUGAUGUUUCUAGGAAUGAAUGCUCGACUGAAUAUCCGCCCAAAAAGUUCUGGAAUAUUGUUUUGAUAAUAUUGUUCGACCAGGAUUUUGUUAUACAAGUUUAUCGCCAUUGUAAAGAGAUUCUGACCCAAAAUCGUCACGCUCUAACACCGUGAGCAGAGUUUGAAAAAAAUAAUUGGACACUGUGAGAAUUAAAAACAAUAGAUUUGAAUAGACUUGUAGCCUCCAGAAUUUAUAAAGACAACUUAUGAUUACGGAACAUAAAACCCCGAAAUCAAUCUUUAAAUCCAGCUUACUCGAGAUUAAAUUUUCCAUUGAAUGUAGCUAACUCCAAGCCCCAGAAAUUGAUAGAAAGCCGCGUAAUUUAAAAGUGUAGAAAACCUCCCUGCGUGUCAAUUCUCCCCAGUCUCCCCUACUCUGAACAUCCGUGUGUUAAUAUGUUGGUAUAGUUACUUUUCGGGACAAAUACGAUGCAGAAGUUAUUACCACAAUUUUCUCUCUUUCUUUGACUUCGUAAUCAAAUCAAAAGUUUGCGAAUAUAUGGGUACACUUGUUGAAUAUACCUUCAUCAUCAGCCUUUACUCCUAUGGAGGACAGUAGUAAUUUUAGCUACUGUUGAUGGCUACAUUUAAGUUAUAAGCUUGUUAGUUAAUUUGGCGACUCUAAUAUUAUUAAUCAUAUUGAUUUUUUCUUUCAUCUGAUCUUCAAAAAUAGUAACAUUUUCUUGUCUAUAUAUUCUCCAGUCGUUUAUGUGCUAAGUUUUAGUCGUUGCUAUUUAGAUAUCUUCUGUACAGCUAGAUCUGGUGGUUGGGUUUUUGACGUCAAGACUUUGUAUAGUAACGCUAGUUCUCCAUUUCUCACCACAGUGGUAAAACUUUGUGCAAUAUUCUUAGAAAAACCUAAACCUCUUUAUAUGAAUGAUCGAAAAAAAUUCUCCCAUCUUACUCAUUAAAAAAAAAAAAACCUAAAACCAUCAUUGAAAAAAUAGACUUGUCAAUCAUGUCAUGACCCUACUAAACAUCAAGUGUAGCUUGUUACUAGGAAGUUAUCAGUCUUUAAUAGUAUGACGUCUAAUUACUCUAUCUUAAUUUUUCCAAUUUUCACAUUCCAGUUGUGUUUACCAAAGUAAUUAGCACGGAUAUAUAAAAACAUUUUUAUUUCCGUAAAAACUUUUCACAAGAAUGUCUACAGCCACAUCACCGGCAGUGACAGCUUAGACGUUAAUUUGUUCGUCAAGAAUAGGUCGUUGUAGAAUGAAUCUAUUCUCUAAUUCCCCAUCAUCUGACUGGUUGGCAAACGGGUCUAAAAUUUUAGUUCUCUAUCUUAAUUUAUUUCAUUUCACUUACUUAGAUUUAUAUAAUAAUAAGUUACAUUUUUGUACUAAAUUUUGUACUUAAUAGUGAUUUUUCCAACUUUUGAAAUACCUCAAAGUUACAUCAGAAUUGAAACUACUAAGUAAUAGAUAAUUUUCUAAGAGUUAACGUUGGUAAUUUUGAGGUUACUUCAUGUUUAAUUAAUAAGCAACUGUCUGUGUAAAUACAACCUUCUGCUAUAUAAAAUGGGUUAAAUUUUGUAAAUCAGGUCUUCUUAUUCCUAAUCUGAAUUUCAUGGGCUUUUAGUAUUGUGAACAUUCCAAGGGAAACCCUCAUUACUUAAGGAAAGCGUUUUCAGCUUCAAUGACCAAAUAGGCGCAAAGAAUCUCCUCAACUCUAUCCAAGAAAUAUGCUUCACGCCAGCUUCAAGCAUCUGGGUGGUUUUUCUGAAGGUGAUUUCAUGUUUCCACCGCUUUGUUUGAAUAUAACGACACUUUAAUCCCUUUUGUUAUUCCACUGGAGAUUAUUUGUGUGUCCUGGCUGAAAAGUUUUUCUUACACACAAAAAAACAGGUUUACUUAGCCCAACUGCCAAAUCAUAAAAUUUAAGGACACAAAUCGAAAGACUACUGAUGUCUAUGUGGGAAAAGCAACUUACACUACAAGAACGUGGAGUUUCCAGAAGAAGGUCGCAUGUCUUCGGUCUUUCCACUGAAGAUUUUUCACCAAUUCCUGCAUCCACAUCACCAGCAGGAACUUCGUACACUAUUAAAACGUUUUUGAAAUUGUCUUCUCGUGUCCAACUGAACGUUGUAAAAAGGAAAUUAUUUAAAAAUGUUGCAGUUAUAAACAGGAUAAUUUGGUUUGACCUGGGUAAAAAAUCUUUCUCAUGUGUAAAGAAAGUCUAUUUAGCCCCAGUUGUCAAAUCGUAACAUUGAAAUAAAACACAAAAAUCAAUUUACUCCACGCUUCAUUUCUAACUUUUCAAACUACAAGAUUCACCCUUUAUCACAUCAAAUCUACAAACGGUUGUCUCAGUGCUGAUUCAAUAAAAAUCAAAAACUAAACCGUAGUUCGAAAUCAAGGAUUUUCAAUCUUUGACCUCUUUUUGGAAGAUAUACCAUAAAGUACGUCGGGAUUCUUUCUGUGCAUGCAUAGAACCAAGUUUUCACAAAAAUCAAAAACCUGUAUUUUCUCAGUCGUUUUUCUCAGUCAUGGCAUGAUUAUUAGGAGAUUCGAUGGUCCGAAUUUGAACCCACCCACCUCAAUGGAACUCCUCAUCGUACGUAGAGAGUGAAGAAAACAGACUGUAAGAAGUGGAUCAGACAUGAUCCUCGAAAGGUCACUUAUUCUUUAAUUUGUCUUAGCAAUCCAUCAUGGGUCAAGUUCUUAGUAACGACUGUCGAAACACAUGUCGCCUUACUUUUCUAAAAAACCGUAAAAACAAAUAAUUUGUUAAUUGUGUUUAAUUGUUCCUUUUUUUGGAUUAAAUUAUCAAUCUAUUAAAGGCAACGACCGGGAUGGAUGUGCACGAAGACAGAAUAUCGUUUUGAUAAUAAUAAAUAAUAGUUUUGAUUAGAUUUGUUAAUGCAAUUUGCAAAAAAAAAGGUUGGAAAUUCGGAUGAAUGACAACCUUAGAUCUAAGUUACCACAGGUAGAAUACAAUUUCACAGGUAAUGACGGUUUCCUUGGUAUUUAGAUCUACGGCUGGCUGUUCUAGUUGAAGUUUGUGAACCUAUGGUUCAGCUCAAAGAGUUGAUCGAUAAUUUUAUUAGAAUAUUGUACAUGAUUGUAAUAUGUAAUUGUAUGCGAUAUGGGGAAUCGUUGACAUCGUUCGAGGAAGAACGAAGUACACGUGUUGUUCAAGUUCACGCGGAUAUUUGACAACACUGUUUUAGUCAAAUCUACUUUGGUGAAUCUUUAACAAGUCUUUGUUUAUUACUGGUCAAGUAACAGAACUAUAAUGGUAGAUUUGCCCUAAAUUUUACAGUGAUGGCUUCGUUCCUUCUCAGCGCACAAAUUUUCUGUAAUUGUUUUUUUUUUUUUUUUGCUUUACUAAAUAAUACGUUGUGUUGUUUCAGCUUAUUUAAAAAUUUUAAUUUGUAGCCGUACUCGGUGAAUUUUUGUUUAGUUUCUUGUUUUUUUGUUUUAUUUAAAAAUACAAUGUGUUUAAUAAAAAGUUAACCUGUUUUCAACCGAAAA
This is a messenger RNA of Zophobas morio, 12615 nucleotides long. RefSeq lists its product as uncharacterized. Bases 103 to 8187 code for a protein of 2694 amino acids. The transcript has 7 exons. NCBI's taxonomy places the organism in Eukaryota, Metazoa, Arthropoda, Insecta, Coleoptera, Tenebrionidae. The record is from RefSeq and is a predicted model, not a curated record. Gene Ontology annotation, molecular function: protein binding.